AGGAACGGUCACGAUAGCCCUCUCAGUAGGAAAGAAGAAACAACCAGCAUGUCCAUGUUACCAGUCACCUCUGGGGGCCAGCGCAGCGCAGCGCCAUCCAUCCGGGCCUCGGGGAAGUGAACUCUUCCCUUGGAAUUGCCCCGGCUAUUACGAUGUAUGCCAUCUGGCCCGGCUGCCUGCGGUAUGUGGCAGCAAAGGCCGUGGAUUAUUAUAAGAGCCGACCGGGGGAUUUUCCCGCGGCUUCGCUGGCAGCUCCUGCUUUGACUUUAUCCCCUCGUCACACUCGACCCCCUCUCUUUCUCUCCCUCGUUGUGUCUCUUCAUCUCUCUCUUUUUGUCUCUCUAACCAUCUACUAGCACCACCUCCGCCAUCAUGUUCUGGGGGAAACAACACAAGGAGGACAAGGCCACGCCCGAGGCAGACGAGCAGCCCAUCCCUCGCUCCAAGCUGCCAGCUGCGCUGCAAACCCUGGCCGAUCGCGACGACGAUUUCUACGAUGACAUUUAUUCUCCAUACUCCGUCGACUCCACCGAAACCCCCUACCGAUACGCCGGGUACGCCAACCGGCUCCGCACGAUCCUCCUCUCCGCGCACCGCUACGUCGCCUACACCUCCGACAUAGGCGAAUCGUUCCGCCCCGUCGCCCACCCCUGGCUCGUGCGGUCUGCCUACGGCAUCUCCUGGACGUACCUGAUCGGCGACGUUGCGCACGAGGGCUACAAGGCGUAUCUCCGGAACCGACUCGUCCUGGCCCCGCCCUGCGAGGCGUACAAGGAUGCCAGCGCCAACCCCAACCACCAGCGUACCGAACCCGCAAAGCUAACCCCCACAACCACGAACACGUCCGCAACGACAGCCACAGGCCCCGAUACGCUCACACCCUGGCCGACGACCCACGUGCCGCUGGUAGAAGACUACCGGAUGGUCAUGGCCAAGCGCGCCGUGUUCCAGAGUAUAGCUAGUAUGGGAUUGCCGGCGUUGACGAUUCACUCUGUGGUGAAGUAUUCCGGGCGCGCGUUGAAGGGCAGGAAGAGUGUGUUUUUGAGGACUUGGGUGCCUAUUGGGCUCGGCCUCUCCGUCGUUCCGUUCCUCCCCUACCUGUUCGACUACCCCGUCGAAGAAGCCGUCGAGUGGUCGUUCCGCACGGGUCUGCGCGCAUAUGCGGGCGAAGAUGCCGUGAGGCCGUUGCCGCGGGUUUCGCAUGCUACCUCUUCGGGUCAUUCCGCAAGCGUGCACGCUGAGACGGGUAGUGCGGAUGUCGAUGCGAAUGCGGAGACCCCCUCCUGGGAGGAAUACAAGGAGGAGAGAAGACUAGCGAAGGAGCAGCGGAAGAAGGAGAGGGGUGAGGGUGCGGGGGUGCUGGGGAUGUUGGGGUGGGGGGAUAAAAAGAAGAAGGAUUGA
Messenger RNA from Aspergillus heteromorphus CBS 117.55, 1401 nucleotides. RefSeq names its product mitochondrial fission process 1 family protein. The transcript is spliced from 3 exons. Gene Ontology annotation, cellular component: mitochondrion. Gene Ontology annotation, biological process: mitochondrial fission. The record is from RefSeq and is a predicted model, not a curated record. Bases 373 to 1401 code for a protein of 342 amino acids. NCBI's taxonomy places the organism in Eukaryota, Fungi, Ascomycota, Eurotiomycetes, Eurotiales, Aspergillaceae.